Molecule: messenger RNA, 4920 nt
Organism: Mytilus trossulus (common blue mussel)
Lineage: Eukaryota; Metazoa; Mollusca; Bivalvia; Mytilida; Mytilidae
Product: mitotic checkpoint serine/threonine-protein kinase BUB1-like
Exons: 24
Coding region: 80-3823 (1247 amino acids)
Biological process (GO): mitotic spindle assembly checkpoint signaling; protein phosphorylation; meiotic sister chromatid cohesion, centromeric
Cellular component (GO): nucleus
Molecular function (GO): protein kinase activity; ATP binding
Source: RefSeq, a predicted model, not a curated record
CGAAGUGCGCAUGCCAGAAGGCGGAAAUUUUGAACAAUUUUUGUUUUGUUUUGAGGGCUGAUUAAUCUUCUUCUUUAAAAUGAGUGAGGAGAAUGAAUGGGAACUAAGUAAGGAAAAUGUGCAACCAAUCCGCCAAGGAAGACACUUUUCAAAUCUUUCAGCAUCCUUGCAAUCAUCAGAAGACCAACUGGCUCAGAUAAGAAAAGAGAAACAACAAUUUGAAGAUGAACUUAGAACAUACAGUGGAGAAGAUCCCUUGGAAGUUUGGUAUAGGUAUUUGGUCUGGACUGAACAGAACUGUGUUAAAGGUGGAAAAGAAAACAACCUUGAAAAGUUAUUAGAGAAUUAUCUGAAACAGUUUACAGAAGAGAAAAGAUACCAUAAUGACCCUCGAUAUGUGUCAGCAUGGAUUAGAUACGCAAAUAUGUGUAAAGAUCCUUCCGACAUAUUUAAUUAUAUGUUUGAUCAAAAGAUUGGAAAUGAACUUAGCUGUUUUUAUGAAUCAUGGGCUUGGAUACUGGAACAGAUGGGAAAUACUAAGAAGGCCAAUCUAAUUUACCAGGAGGGAAUCAAAAGAAGAUCAGAACCUAUGGACCUUCUUGAAAGGAAAUACAACAACUUUCAAAUGAGGGUAGCAAGAGGCCUAGCAGGUAAAAUAAUGGAUGACGCACCAGAAGAAUCAGUGGAAAAAAGGGCAGCACUUGGGCAGCUCAAAACAAUGAGUAGAAAAGUUCCAGUUAAUAGAGCAGAUAACACAGCAUUAAAACCCAGAGGUCUUGGUCUGCAGUCGAUUAAACCUGCACAGGUUGGACAAUCAUUUCAAAUAUUUAAUGAUGAGAAUCAAGACCCAUCAUUGCCAGGGCAACAAGGGGAUUGGUCUGAUGUUCCUACUAAAGCUGCUGUUAAUAAAGAAAAUGAAAGAAAAGCUGGAGUAUGGUCAAAAGCUAAGAUACCAUGUAAAACAGUGGCACCGCCCCCAACACCAUCCUUCACACCAUUUAUUGACGAGACUGCUGAUCAACCAAUGGCAACACCAAGGAAGUUACCUGAAGUUGGAAAUCAGGUUUUGAGUGCUCGUAAACCUCUAAAACAUACUGACAAUUUACACAAUCUAAGACAUGAGACAAAUGAUCCUACUCAGCGAUCUAUGUAUUGUAAAGAUAAGGUAUAUUGUGGAGCUGAAGAGUAUUCAUUGGAAGAAAUAAGAGCUGCUAAAUGGUUCUCCAAAAAGAAGAAAGAAGAAGACAAAAGAAGAUUAGAGGAAGAACAACAAUUGAUUGAUGAACAGAGGGAGCAGUUAAGACGUAACCAACUGAUGCUACAACAGGAGGCAGAACAGUUUAGAAUGCGUCAACAAACCUUACAACAGGAACAUCAGGCUAUACUAGAACAAUGUAAAUCAGAAAUACAAAGACAACAGGAGGAAUUCAAAAGAGAAAGAGAAAUGAUGAUUCAACAACAGAAGGAAAUACUUGAAAAAGAAAUAGAAGAAAGAAUGAAUGCUGGUUUAGCAGCAGCUGGUGGUAGUGGAAAUAGGGAGAAAAGCAGCUCAAAACAGUUAAACUUUGUUGAAAUGAAUGAAUCUUCAUCAAGACCAACACAGAACAGCAUAUUACAGACACAGAGUCCCCUUGAAACAUUGUCCAAGAAGCCACUAACUUCUCUGAGCGAUAUGACUGAUACUAAAGUUUCUCCUUCUGUCUCUUAUGGUUACCAGGAGAAUUCUUUAGAAAGGCCAUCUCAACAGUGUACAGUACCAAGUAUUUCAUUUCAGUCAGAAAAACCAAGCUUACCUAAUGUUUUCCAGCCAAGAGCUAAGCAAGAUUGUUCUUCAGUGAAACCAGCUGAGGAGGUCCAUCCAGCACAGGGUCAUCUUAGCUUCUCAGAAGUUCAAAAUAACAGUCACAGAACACCUAUAAACAAAUCAAUGGCUAUGAGUUCUGCAGGAGGUAGAAAUAGUGGUGGCAGACAGAGCAUGUCUGAACCUUCCCCUACAGUUAACACAAAAGAAGCCAUGCAGUUAGUGAUGGGAAUGUUUAAUGCAUCACUAGCUAUCGAUGCAAAUCUUGGAUGGGAAGACGACGAUGAUGACAAUAUGGUCACAGCACCUCCAGUAUCACAGGCUCCAGUUUCCAAUGCUCCAUUUACAAUAUUUACUGAUGACCAAAUGGAUACUGGUGAAAGGAAUGAAAAUGCUGUAAAUAGGUUAUCAAAUAAAUCAACCGACUUUAUUGGUCAAAGGAAGAAAGGUUUAAACAGAGGUGGACAACAGUCAGUUUGUAAAGACAACUUUGAGACAAUGGAGUAUGAAGGUAAAAUGGAAGCAAUUGAGUCCCAGGCCCGGGAUGACAUAACCAUAUGUCCUAUUGGAACAAACCAAAGCUUUGCUGCUGCAGCUAGGGUAGCAUCUACACCAUUCAACAGGGACAAAACAUUAGAUUCUCUCAGUGAUGUAUCUCGUAUCUCUGCUCAUUCUGAUGCUAAAACUUCACUACAGAUUUACACAGACAGUCAUCUUCAUACAUCAAAAGAAGAAAUCAAGGAUCUUAGCCCCAUUAUGGAAGGCAGUAAUGAAGAAUCAUCUGGAAAUCAUGGACAGUCAACUGUAAAUAGUGUUUUCAUCAAAUCACACACUUCUCAUGUUGCCAUGGAUACAGACUUUUGUGACCUACCAAAAUUUGAAGAUUUAAACCAGUCAACACAUGUGAUAGAUAUUACAAAAUAUACUCCAUCACCUUCAAUUCACCUUCAGAUUAAACCUAGGAAUCCAUUUGAUGAAAAUGACAUUGAUAAAUUUUUGCACACAUCAUCACCACCUUUGGAAUCGAAGUCUAAUUAUUAUGAAAGGGAUGAACUCUUGCCAGAAAUCAGGGUUGCUAAUAUGAUUGAUUUAGGACAGGAUACCUUUAUUGCUGAAGAAUUGGUUGGGAAAGGUGGAUAUGCUAAAGUAUACAAAAUCUCGAGUUAUGAUUAUCUUAAUGAGUAUGGUGAAGAUAGUCCAGAAACAUUGGCUUUAAAGGUUCAGUCCCCACCUUGUCCUUGGGAGUUUUAUAUCUGUAAUGAACUACAGAACAGAUUAACACAGAUAAAUAAUCCUGUUGAUAUUACACCUGCUAUGAUGAAUGCUAGGAAGGGAUACUUCUUCAACAACUGUAGCUGUAUUCUGACAGAUUACCAUGCACAAGGAACACUUUUGGAUCUUGUUAACAAAUUGACCAAGUCCAACAGCACUGUUGGUGAAGCAUUAGCUAUGUAUGUUACCAUAGAGAUGUUAUAUAUGAUAGAAUACCUACACAAGUGUCAGAUUAUCCAUGGUGAUGUGAAGCCAGAUAACUUCUUGUUAAUUGAUAUACCUAAACUGAAAAGCAGUACUGAUCCAACUGUUGUUUUUGGUGGAGCUAGUCGUUGUAUGCAGCUGAUAGACUUUGGACAAAGUAUUGACAUGUCUAAAUACCCAAAAGGUACAACAUUCAUGGCUAAAGUAAAGACAUCUGGUUUCCAGUGCAUAGAAAUGCAGACAGACCGGCCAUGGACAUACCAGACUGACUUAUUUGGUUUAGUUGGUACAAUUCAUGUAUUAGUGUUUAGGAAAUAUAUGCAGGUUUAUCAAAGCUAUGGAGAAUGGAAAAUAACAUCUAGUCUUGUCAGAUCAUGGAAUGUGCCAUUGUGGAAGAAGUUAUUCCAUGAAUGUCUGAACAUUCCUAGCUGUGAAGAGAUUCCAGACAUUUCAGUAAUCAGAAAGGAGUUUGAGGAAUACUUUUGCAAUAACUUAUUAGACAAAUAUAAUAGUAUACAAAAUGCUCUCUCUUUACAGUUGUUGUAGUAGAAUGUGUAUAAAUGUAGUACACAACCAAUUAACUGUAUGUUCAUGUCUAAGUCAAAUCAACUUUUUUCAUGUGCAAUCUAUUAUCAAGUUAGUCAGAGAAACUAAAAUAUAUUUUUGAAUGAAAUUGUGACUGCUUACUUGCACCAGCAUAGAUUUUACUGACAGUAUAAACAUUUUUUUUUAAAUUUAUUUUGCACCUAUUUUCUAUGAAAGUAAGGCAGACUUUUUUUUUAAUAAUCAUUGUUCUGUAUCGAUUCUUUUCAAUUAAAGAUUGCGUCUCAUUAUUGGCUUAUUUGCAAGACACUGGGAGGAAUUAGCAUAUACCCAUUCUGUGUUCAAUAUGUCAUCUUUGCCUUAACGUGUUCAAACUUUAAUAUGUAAUAAAAUGUAAUAUUAUACUUUGUGUGCAUAUUUUAUUAUCGCUAAUGUGUAAAAUUUAUCUGUAGAUAUUUCUAUUAUGUAAAAUAUUUAUACAUAUGUAUAUGUUUUGUUUGAGAGAGAGUGCUUUAUUUUCUGACACUAUAUUCUUCACUGGCUCUUUUUAGUCCCCUACCGAUGCAAAUCAGUUUCCCACAAUUUUUUUCUUCAUGAUUGAGGAUAUUGAUUUGAAGUUUGAUACCCCAGAUAUAGUUUUUCUUAAACAGUUACAUAUUAAGUUUGUAUAAUGCUGUGAUCUGAUGAUUUUGUGUAUAGUAAUGGUCCUUUGACAUUGAAAAAUUCAUUCAAGUAAUCAGUUUUCCACACUUUUUUUUGUAAUGCUUGAAGAUAUUAAUUUGACAUUUGUUUAAAAUAUCGUUCAGCUAUGACAAGUUCAAUUUUGAAUUUUGUUCCAUUCAGUAAAUUUUUUGGGAAAGUGAAGGUCCUUGAACUCGGAAAGUACAUGAAAGUAAUCCUUUUUUGGCAUUUUGUUCCAAUGCAAUCAAUUUUAAAUAGGAUGGGGACUAUGUAAUGCCAUGCAAUAUUCUCAAAGUGCUUAUUAUGUUACUAGUAGAAGAUAUAACGAAUAUAGUUCUGAAAUUAAGGUGAUGAUUGAAUACCAAUAUUAUGUACAAUGUAUAUAAUUUACAUAAAUAUCUUUUCAGUAGAAAUUUCCU